CUACACUCUCAAGUAGUUGUCUUCGUUCUUAGUCAUGUUGUUGGGGAAUCAUCCAUAGAAUUGAUAAUAGAUCUAGUAUUUUUAACCUUUCUCCCAUUUUGAUGUUGCGGCAAUGACGGUCUUGCAGGUUGUUGUGGCCAGUGGAGGCAAGUGUGCAGCUUUGGUGAUAGGAGCCAAAGGGACUACUAUGUUGUACUAUGCCUCUAUGUCAGAGCUAAACACAUACUGGCAGUCAAUGUUUCCUAAUAGGCCAUACCGUCAGCCAUACUCUCUCAUUUUAGUGCACGUUCUGGUACCUCUCUACCUCACACACAAUAUAUGCAUACUAUAUAAGCCUUAGAUCAUUGGGGAAGAAAUUGUGUAGCUGCACUUUGGUUCUCAAGUGCAUGUACUAUUGUACCUUCUACUUAGGGUGUGCAAUAUACAGAUGGGGAUUUACUUUGACUAACAUUAUAAUAAACAUCUUACUGGAACCGAGAGUAAAGAUCAGGAAAAGGAACACUACUGGUCCAUAUAUUCUGAUCAGCUUACCAAAAGGGAUGCAAAGAUCUUCCAUAACUGGGCACAUAGGGUGACUUCAGAGAAGUUGUUGUACCCAGAGAGCACCUUCACUAUGGGGUCCAAGAUCAACCUCUACAUCGACCGGGCAGCCGCCUUGCACAACGCUUUCCUUCAUCGUGAUGUCGCCAAUUCAAUCUCGAUGUCCACAGAGAACUUUACUAACAUCGCCACCAUGUCCUCGCCAGUGUCUGUCUCCAUGGCCCGUGAUAUGUGGUCCACGCUAAGCUCGUGUGAGCACCCCCGCGAGGUGGUGGGUGAGCAAAAGGCAUGCGCUACAUCCUUGGAGUCCAUGCACAAGUUCGUAGCGUCGGCACUAGGAACAAGCAGCAUCCAUGCCUUCUCCACAUCCCUUGAUGUGCCAGAGGAGGGCAUUGCCUCACCGUCGGACAUUUACAAGGUGGCGGCAGUGCGUGCUCUAACCGCCCAUGGAGCUACCAAGGAACCAUCCAACACCGUGACAUGCCACAACAUGAGCUUCCCAUUCGUGUUGUUCUAUUGUCAUGCCGUCAACCCGACAAGGAUCUAUGAGGUCACGUUGAAGAAGGUUAAGAAUGGUGUUGUCCCUGCUGUGAAGAGAAGGUCGCCGGUGGUCCGGGCACUAGCAGUAUGCCACUUGAACACUUCGGGGUUUGACCCCACAUUGAAUUACUGGGUGAAGCUUGGUCUCAAGCCAGGGCAAGCCUCGGUGUGUCACUUCCUUACAAGGGGUGAUGUCCUCUGGACACCUACGUUAGUUGCUUGAGUAGUUGUAUGCUCCGAAUGAGCCUUUUGUAUGUAGAAAAUAAGGAAGACAAGG
Panicum virgatum (switchgrass) is the source of this 1357-nucleotide messenger RNA. Its product is annotated as BURP domain-containing protein 10-like. The transcript has a single exon. The coding region runs from base 614 to 1303 and encodes 229 amino acids. Lineage: Eukaryota; Viridiplantae; Streptophyta; Magnoliopsida; Poales; Poaceae. The record is from RefSeq and is a predicted model, not a curated record.